CUUUCAUCCUCCCGAUUCUCUCGAGUCAAAACUCAAAAGCCGAAGCCCCGCCCCCGCCAUAGGAAUCUCUCUUCCAGAACUCAAAUUCAAAGGUAUCGAUUCUCCAUCAAUUGAAGACUUUAACCACAUUGCAAUUGAUACACUGUUUAGGAGCCUGAGAGGUGGCUGAGAAGUAGGAUGGGACGGCUCUUGACUACCAAGUGCACUUGGAAGAAUAAGAGGUACCGGAAAAGAAAAGUGGACCAGAUCUCAUAUAUGUCAAAUAUUACCAUCUUUGCUAAAGACAUUGACAACCUCCAAUCUCGGUACAGUUUUUAUUGUUUUCUAAAAACAAGUAGAAGCGCCAAAGUAGCAAGUCAGCAAAGCUGGUAACUACAUACCUAAGCUUGAAAUCAAGGAGACUUGUGUCGAUAAAAAACUAAAUUUCAUCAUCCUAUUUAUUUCACUGACCUUUCUUCUCUGCCUAUCCUUUCAUUUAUAAUAAUCACAAAACCUUUUCUCUCAGCCCAUAAACCUCUCCAUAUCUUUGUGUAUAUAAAGACCAUACAAUUGCUGCCUUCUAUACUGAUUUAGUGAUUGCACUCUCGAAUGGGUCGAUCACCCUGUUGUGACAAGGUUGGCUUGAAGAAAGGACCAUGGACUCCUGAGGAAGAUCAGAAACUCUUGGCUUAUAUUGAAGAACAUGGUCAUGGAAGCUGGCGUGCCUUGCCUGCAAAAGCUGGCCUUCAAAGAUGUGGUAAGAGCUGCAGACUUAGAUGGACUAAUUAUCUAAGACCUGACAUUAAGAGAGGCAAAUUCAGUUUGCACGAGGAACAGACCAUCAUUCAACUCCAUGCCCUCUUGGGGAACAGGUGGUCGGCUAUAGCCACUCAUAUACCAAAAAGAACAGACAAUGAAAUCAAGAACUAUUGGAAUACGCAUCUUAAGAAAAGAUUAGCCAAAAUGGGUAUUGAUCCCGUCACUCACAAGCCCAAAAAUGAUGUUCUCCUGUCCACUGAUGGCCAAUCCAAGAAUGCAGCUAACCUUAGCCACAUGGCUCAGUGGGAAAGCGCCCGGCUUGAAGCCGAGGCUAGAUUGGUUAGAAUAUCAAAGCUUAAAUCAUCCUUUAACACCCCAACAACAUACAAUCUCUCAUCAGGUUCAACUUCAGCUCAGCCAAAUAGGUCACUUGACAUACUGAAAGCUUGGAGUUCUGGUGGAUAUGACUUGGAGUCUCCAACUUCAACUCUCACAUGCUCUGAAAAUGCACCACCUAUCAUGACUUCCUCAGUUGGGGACAAUUCACUGCCCACAAUAGAAUUUGUGGGCACUUCAGGUAAUUCAUCUCCAGAGACUGAAAUUAUUAAAGAAGGUCAUGAACAGGAUUGGAAAAUUAUGGAGAAUUCUGUUCCUUUCACUUCAGAACUUCAUCAUGAUAUGACUCUAUCUAUUGAAGCAGCUUGGACUUCUCCAGAGUCUUUUAGAGGUAAUAAUGAGCAUGUUAAUAUUAUGGAUGAAGGGUUUAAUAGUCUUCUGCUUAAUGAUUCCGGUGACCGGAGUUUGUUCGAUAGUGGUAAAGACUGUGACAAUUCUGCUGCUGGUAGUGAGUAUUAUGAAGAUAACAAGAAUUACUGGAACAGCAUCCUUAACUUGGUGAACUCUUCCCAAGAUCAUUCACCAAUGUUGUGAUGAGGACAUAAUUCAGUUUGUGCAUUGAGAUGUUCAAUUGUUAAUAGCUUAAUUGUCUUCAGUUAAUAGAUAGAAUUCAACCAGUACAACUCUGUUCAAUAACAAUCUGUCUCUCUCUCUCUCUCUCUCUCUCUCUCUCUUUUCUUUUUUAAUAUGGUGUAAUGACCAAUUUGUUCUAAAUUUGGUGUACUUGAACUGAAUGAUUGCCUUUAAUUAGUUCUGUUU
Messenger RNA from Tripterygium wilfordii, 1893 nucleotides. RefSeq names its product transcription factor MYB106-like. NCBI's taxonomy places the organism in Eukaryota, Viridiplantae, Streptophyta, Magnoliopsida, Celastrales, Celastraceae. The coding region runs from base 589 to 1668 and encodes 359 amino acids. The record is from RefSeq and is a predicted model, not a curated record. The transcript has 5 exons.